CUGUCCGGCGGCAAAGCAUUGUGGGUCAUCGCGGUGACAGACGCCAUGAUUUUUUACUGUAGCUGCACCAGAAAAUGGCUGCUUUCUGCUAGUUAGCUAGUUGAAUGGGUGUCUGAAGCUCCCAGGAGUUUUCUGCAUCAUCUCAACCCAACCUCGUCUCGGAUAUUACACCCAGAGGACACAAACGUACAUGUUGUUCUCUGAAUCUGAUACAAAAUUAUUUGAGCAGAUUGUGGCUGCUGAAGUGCAAGCUGGGGUUAGCUCGAGGCUAGUUAGCAGCUAGCUGGCUAAUGCUAGCAGCCGCCACCGGGGAAGCCCAUGUUAGCUAGCUAGCUAAAAGAGGCUAGCUACGAUAAUAUCAGCCGGUUCAUCACACGAAUACAUGCACUGUCGAAGUACAGCGAUACAAAUCGGACCAAAGGCUACACCUUAAGGUAUGGCCUGGAUUUGACUUGGAUGGUGCUGGUGAUGGCAGAAGGGACUGGCACUGGCGAAAUGCCCUCCUUUGACCCAAGUCCUAGUUCUGAAGCAAAAAAGAGACCCACUUCUUCUGAUGGCAGAGACGAGCCCAUGAGGAAAAUGCCUAUGUCAAAAUUUGGUUCCAGACCUCGAUUUGAGCCAGUGCACUUUGUGAGUGGUGGCAGCAGCGGAGGAACCGGCGCUGACGAGAAGGAGAACGAUAAGGAGCGCAGGAGGAGCGAGUCGUUUGGUGCGAGGCAGUGGGACUCCGAACACUCGUCCUACGGCGGCACCGGCAGAGCGCAGGGCUCCGCCUCCCUGAGGUCUACGUUUGACAGAGUGCCAUUGUACACUUCUGACUCUUGGGGUACCCACAGAGACAGAGACAGUGAGAUUUUUUCAGGUAGCACAAGUGGGUUGGGGUAUGGAGGACGUUGGUCCAGCUCAAACUUUAUGGUGAAAACAGAGCAGGACUACUCAACCAAGUAUGAAGCCCACUCCUCUCGGGGUUCAGACUCCUAUCCUCAGCCCCAGAGAUACAACGGAUACGGGGGAGCGAGCAGGGCAGGAGGCUGGGAUUCAGGACGUCAGGGUUUGGGAUACAGUCAUCAGGACCGACUGUCAUCCAGCAGGCCGUUCAGCAGAGUCUACAACAGCCCUGGCAGGAGCAGUCCCACCACAUCUCAGUCGGUCUCUUCAUCACAGCCGGUUCCUAUAUCUCAGCCAACGCUGGAUGAGAAGCAACGGCUGAUUUCCAAUGUAGCGUCUGCAUUGGCUGUUGCGUUCAGGGACCCGAUGUUCCUGACUGGAAGUGAAUCACCGAACUAUAAUUUCAUGUUGAGCCGCAGCAUUCAGGCCUGCAAGACUAAUCCCGAGUAUAUUUAUGUCAACCUGAAGGACAUUCCUCAAUCCGACCUACCGAAGAACAGGAAAGUACCAACCGACGGUUACGCCUGUGAGUUGAGAUGUCAGGGUGUGUAUCUUGCUACCGGGUACUCCGGUAGUAAAAAUGGAGCGAGGGACCGGGCCUCUGAGCAAGCUGUUAAGCUCUUCCUGAAAACAGUGGAGGUUCGUGUGGUGCAGCGCAAAUACAGACACUCGGUAGUCAACGACAUAGUCGUGUGCCAGAUGCACACCCCGACCCCCGGCUUUUUACCUGCACUCCGAAACCCAGAGGACAAACCGACACCCAGCUCCAAGGGCCAAUACGAGCCGGACAAACGGAAGCACUGGACGGAGUUUGUGGUUAUGGACAACGCUCACGACGCCAUCUGCAUACUCAACAACUCUGCGGCUUUUAAUCGCAUGAAGAUAGACUAUAAGUUUGACCUGCUCCCCAACAACAUUGCUUGGCUGUGCAGUGUUUUCCUGCAGGGCGAGCUGGUGGCGCAGUCAACGGGUACCAAAAAGAGCUCGAAGCAUUCAGCGGCCGAAGACGCUGUGAGGAAACUUCGGAUGAACCAGGCGCAACGACAGCAACAGCAGCAGCAACAACAACAACAACAACAACAACAGCAGCAGCAGCAGCAGCAGCAGCAACAACAACAACAACAACAACAACAACAACAACAACAAGAACAACCGCAACAACAACUAUCACAAUAUCCCAGAGGAUAUAAUCAAUCAGAUUCCGGUGGACGCUUUGGACAACAGGUUGUCAAAAAGAAGCAUCUGAGUGAAUUGGUCAUCCUGGAAAACUCUGACAAUGCAAUCUGUAUCAUUAAUGACACGGCUCAGUUUAAUAAAGUGACUGCUGAUUACAAGUUCACGGUUCUGCCGGAUCAUCGAUGGAGGUGCGAGGUUUACUUGGAAGGACAGUAUGUAGCCGCGGGGAUUGGGCCCAAGAAAAUAGUGAAGCACAUUGCAGCAAAGGAGGCCUUGACCACGUUGAGGCAGACACAGGCCGUGGUCAAAUCCAACCUCAGGAAGGAGGGUCACUGCGACGCCAUAUCACGAUCCCAGAUCCUGGCCCGCUCUGGUGAGCAAGCCAUAAAACAGGAGAUUAAGGAGGACAACAUCGGGAACCAGCUGCUCCGUAAGAUGGGCUGGAAAGGAGGCGGUCUGGGCCGAGAUGGGGAAGGUAUCGCGGAGCCCAUCAGAGUGAAGGAGCAAUUCUCCAGAGAAGGUUUCGGUUUGGACACGGACAAAACCGGAAACCAGCUCCGCAAGCGCGACAUCGAGGACAUCAUUCGUACCUACGCCAGUUCGGACCGUCAGGACGAUCUUCGGUUCUCCACCGACCUCACCAACGACGAACGCAAGCAGAUCCACCAGAUAUCUCAGAAAUACGGCCUACGGAGCAAGUCGUACGGACAGGGACGCCAACGGUUCCUCAUCGUCAGUCGCAAAGUGCACAAAGACCAGCUCAUUGGUCAGCUUUUACAGGAGGGACAGGUGGGACGGUACGAGCUCGUGAAACCUCAGGCCAUUCACUGAUGUGCAUGCAGGGCAAAUCACAAAAAAAACAUUGGACAUCCAUUUAAACUUCAGUACAAAUCACACUUGAGUGUAAAUGCUGUGUUUCUACUUGUAUGUGACAAACUUACAGCACACAUUAAUAAAAGAGAAUCCUUCAGGGAUCACCUGUGGUUUCUGCAUUCCUUUGCCAUGCAAUACACUUCAGCUUUAGCAGGAGCUUUACAAUAAGUGAUUUGUCUUUUUUUUUCUUUUUUUUUUUUGGUCUCCUGCCAUUCCACGUCUUCUAUUCGUUUAACCUUUUGCACAAGCUUCAGUACUUUGUGGUACCAUGUCCUGAUGAUGUUCCAGUUACUUUAGGAAUUAAGAGGUUUUUGUUACUGAGAUCCACUUUUCUUUGUUUUCUGGCUAUUUUAAGGAACUCUGCAGAAAAUGCAGCUUGUCACUGCUUGUUGUGGAACAUUGUUGACAGUCGACUCAUGAGAGGCAUCAAACUGUAGCCAGAUGCUCAUAUCGGUCUCAAUGUAGUGAUACGUCUCAAUCUCUCUACCAGCAACGCUGUCUGCUGUCAUUCUACAAAAACAAGCCGCGUCCAUAAAUCAAACUCCUCUUAUGGAAACUGUAAGCUGUGAUCUUUGUUAAAUGUCGGAUGUGUUGGUUUGUGUGAUUACAGUUAACUUGUCUGCUUGUUUUCACAGCUGUAAUGAAUAAAUCUGAACUGAUGACAGAUGUAUAUUUUUGUGUUGUCAGUUAAAAAGCAACAGACAACUGAUGUAUAUUUAUUUUUUUAUUUACAAGAAAAUGUACAUGUUUGUUACAUGGGUUACCAGUGCAAAGUUUUAUAAUCUGAAAAAAAACACCAUCCUGUUAUGCAAGAUUGUAAAAUAGCAUAGAAAUGUUCUCACACAGCCUUUAAAUGUCAGUAUUAUGAAACUGCGUGAAACAAAGUGAAGUGCCCGCAAAGGGAACUAAACAUCUUGUUUGUGUUGAAGAGGGACAUAUGUGUAUUCACCAAUUUCUAUAAUGUUUUUUAAAACUCAAACGCAUGGCUUUACAUCAACAGUUGAGAGAAAAAUGACCCCCAAAGGCAUCUGUUGAGCUGGAUGGAUGUCUGUGCUGGGUUCAUUUUCCAUCCCUCUCAAAGGCAUUCAAAAGACAGAAACAAAACCAAAAGAAGUGAGGCCACUAAAAAAGGAGCAACACCCAUGAACAGCUUUUUUUUUGUAAAUAUGUAUUGUCGGUAUCCACGCAGCAAACCACACAGCAAGCACAUCGAAUGAACUGUCACUGUGUCAUCCAACCGGUUUACUUCAUGUAGAAAUAAACAGGGAGAAAAGUGACAGACUGGCUAUUGCCUUUUUUUUUUUUUUUUUUUUUAAAGAAACAAGUUGGUGCAUGUAGCAAGUAACCCAGAUAUAACAAGGUACAUUUACUUUGAACAAACGUACGCUACAGCCCAACACAAGCAUUUCGGCAGUGAAUGCCACACAACAGCAUACAAACGUAGCAACAGUUAUGGGACAAAUAUACUGAGAAGGAUUUUAAGGAUUUUAUUUCUGUGAGAUCAGCUGUUUCUCUUGAUCGGUGGUUUCUUGAUUCGGGGGCCGGGACACUGUUCCUACUCGAACGAUAACAACGGGGGUCAACAGUCACGCCAACUCUGUUCAACAAUAGCAGAAACCCUCUUCUCGUACUCCCGCUUGUUUUCCUGGUACAGCUGGGCUGCUUGGCUGUUGGCUGGACUGUUUGGGUUUGGCUCAUCCAGUAAAGACUUGAAAUACACAAAAAACACAUGUUUCAAAUGAAGCUUUAUGACAUAACACAGUCGUAAUGUAUAAAUUACUUGUGGAUAUUAUUUCUUUGUCACUUCAACUAAUCCUGAUUCGCAUUGGCACACUGUGUUUAUGUGCAUGAAGGAAUGUUGGAUUACCUGUAUUGAAGUUAAGAUUGAAGAGACAUCAUAGGUUGGACUCCAACGAUUCUGAAGUAUAUCUAAACAUAUGCUUCCAUCUGCAUACACUGCAAAGAGGAGCACACAUAAUAUAAGGGAUACGUGUAACAAAAUGCAAUUUCUGAAAUUGUUGGCGCUAGAUAUUAUGAACAUACCAUUUGGAUGAAACAUUUUUGAGGCAAAUCGCACUGUUGGAGGUUUAUUUGGAUAUUCCUCUGUGAAUUCAAUGGUAAGUUUGAAGGUUCCUGGAAGUCAGAAGAAACGGCAUUGUAUGAAUUGAGAGACAUCAACUAGUAACUGUUACAGUGCAUUACAGUAAUCUAACCAACUAGUAAAUGCAUGUGUCAAUUUGAUCUGGUUGUUCUGGUGAUUUUGAUACAACACUCAAAAACGAGACUACAUCAUUUUUGUAACUCAGCGGCCAAGUUAGUGAUCAGAAACGGAUUAUUUUUGUGGAAUUGUGCGGGCAAAAGAAAAGAUCAACAAAAGCUCUGAAGAACUACUUAAAACUACUAUUCAGGGUCCACAGAUGCUGAAGAAGAAAUAACUCCAAGUCAAAGGGUUACCUUCUUGGACAACUUGACAAAGUCUAGUGCAGUAAGAUAUUAGUUAAAACAUCUAAGGCACCAUCUAAAAUCGACUCAUUACCAUAAUAUAUAACUUUCCAUGUGCAAUAUUAGGGUUGGAAAUACACAUUAUUUGGAUGUAAAGAGCUUUAGGAGGACUUACCAUCUUCAAAAGGUGUUCCCUCAGGUCUAAAAGAGGUAAAAAAAACAUGUUGAUCAUCACUUACAAAAAGAUCCAAUUCACUUUUCAUACCCUAGUUUGAAAUACUCACAAACCCCGCUGAUAUAAACUACAGUAUUAUCACAGUGACUAUUUCUACAAAACAACUGCUGACUAAAAUGAAUGUAAUAGGUUUUAACAAAUCAACUUACCCAAAAAUGACAGCAUUCCAUACCAUGAUAUUGUUUUCUGAUGGUGCCCCACUAACUCCAGCUGGAGGGUCCUCUUGCAGUCUAACAGAGUAAAAAAACACACAAUGGUGUCACAAAAAUACAGGUGAUAUUCAAAAAGAGCAAAACAAAUCAGCAGACAGCAAGGCUCCAUUGAAUAGGAAAACAGGAAUAUAAUCCCCAAGUUCUAUUUCUAAGGCUGGGUGGGCAUUGGGCAAUCGUAUGCUGGAGGGCUGAGAGUUUGGAAAACACUCUGGCUGGAUAUACAUCAACACAGGAAACCCUAUAAUGCUAAUCACUCUUCUGGAAUGUCUGUUUUGGUAAUAUAAUGAUAUAAAUCAUACUGUUGUGAUAUUGUCAAGUGAGAAAUAAAGUUGUCUAUAGUGCACAGUCCUAUCAGUGAAAAUGAACAAUGCCUCUACCUGAUUGGCCAUUUCAGCCAAGUUCUAAAUGAAUGUUUAUUAAAGUUCAGUCCUUUAGUCACGUUGUCAGAGAAAGACUGUGGUGAUUGAUUUAGACUGUGAGUUAACUCUUAACCUCUGUCUGUGACCAUCAGUUCUGUUUGGUA
Anarrhichthys ocellatus (wolf-eel) is the source of this 6349-nucleotide messenger RNA. It is a transcript of the gene nkrf, whose product is annotated as NFKB repressing factor. Gene Ontology annotation, molecular function: nucleic acid binding. The record is from RefSeq and is a predicted model, not a curated record. Bases 457 to 2895 code for a protein of 812 amino acids. Gene Ontology annotation, cellular component: nucleolus; nucleoplasm. The transcript is spliced from 3 exons. NCBI's taxonomy places the organism in Eukaryota, Metazoa, Chordata, Actinopteri, Perciformes, Anarhichadidae.